Molecule: messenger RNA, 3168 nt
Organism: Mytilinidion resinicola
Lineage: Eukaryota; Fungi; Ascomycota; Dothideomycetes; Mytilinidiales; Mytilinidiaceae
Exons: 3
Coding region: 1-3168 (1055 amino acids)
Molecular function (GO): protein binding
Source: RefSeq, a predicted model, not a curated record
AUGCGUCUUCUCAAGUACAAAGAAGAUGGAGAGCUCACGAUCAUCAGCUUCGACGAUAACGCGAUACCUCCUUAUGCGAUACUUUCACACACUUGGGGCAAAGAUGCAGAGGAGGUAACUUUCGCGGACCUUAUAAAAGGCGGCGGCAAGGACAAGCCUGGCUACAAGAAGAUUCGCUUUUGUGGAAAACAAGCACAGCAAGAUAAAUUGCAGUACUUCUGGAUCGACACAUGCUGCAUCAAUAAGACGGACAAGGCUGAGCUCUCUUUGGCUAUCCGGUCUAUGUUUCGCUGGUACCAAAACGCGACCAAAUGCUAUGUAUAUCUAUCAGACGUAUCGACAAGGAAGCGGAAAGCCAGUAGCAUGCUAGCCGAGUUCACUUGGGAGCCUGCCUUUAAGUCAAGUCGCUGGUUCACACGUGGUUGGACGCUCCAAGAGCUUCUUGCCCCAAGUACAGUCGAGUUCUUCUCUCAAGAAUGGGAGAGGCUUGGUGACAAAAUAUCGCUAAAGUCAUUGGUCUACAAAGCCACUAGCAUCCCAUACGAAGUGCUCAACGGAGCUCCUCUUUCUCAGUUCAGCGUCGACGAGCGGCUGCGGUGGAAAGGUGACAGGGAGACCAAACGCGAUGAAGAUGCGUGGUAUUCAUUGGCAGGCAUCUUUGACGUUGAGAUAGCGCCUGCCUACAGCGAAGGGGCGGCGAGCGCAUUUAGGCGUCUGAUGGACGAGGUCCGUGAGGGACAAAGAUGCACUCAAGACUUACGCCACACGGAUCCGUGUGACGACAAGAAGCGUAUUGAGGAUACGAAGGGCGGACUGCUAGCAGACUCCUACCACUGGAUCCUUGAAAACAACACCUUCCAACAAUGGCGGAAGGACCUGCACAGCCGACUGCUAUGGGUGAAAGGUGAUCCUGGCAAAGGCAAGACGAUGCUGCUCUGCGGCAUCAUCGACGAGCUGCAAAAUUCGAUGCCUAGAACUGCCCUUCUCUCGUACUUCUUCUGCCAAGCGACUGACUCGCGCAUCAACAGCGCUACGGCCGUGCUACGAGGGCUGUUGUACAUGCUCGUGAAUCAGCAACCGUCACUUGUAUCGCACGUCCGCAAAAAACACGAUCACGCUGGCAAAACCUUGUUCGAAGACGCGAAUGCCUGGGUAGCCUUGACAGAAAUCUUCGUGGAUGUGCUACGAGACCCAAGCCUGCGCCCGACAUAUCUGAUCAUCGACGCGCUGGAUGAGUGCGUUACUGAGUUACCAAAGCUGCUGGAAUUUGUCGCAAAGCAGUCGUCGACGGCUGACCGCAUCAAGUGGAUUGUUUCUAGCCGUAACUGGCCAGAUAUUGAAGCACAGCUAGAGCGGGCAGGGCACAAAGUGAGACUGAGCCUUGAGCUGAACGCAAAGUCGGUUGCGGCGGCGGUUGACGUCUUUAUCCAGCAAAAGGUGGAUCGGUUAGCGCAGGAAAAGCAGUACAAAGCAGAGAUUCGACACGCCGUGCUCCAGCACUUAACGUUAAACGCGAACGAUACCUUUCUUUGGGUAGCGUUAGUGUGUCAAGAUCUGAAAGCGACACCAAAGUGGAACGUGCUAAAGAAGCUAGCCUUAUUCCCACCUGGGCUAGACUCCUUGUACAAGCGGAUGAUGCACCAGAUAAGCGAGUCUGACAGCGCCGAGAUCUGUCGGCAGGUGCUGGCUUCGGCUGCGAUCUUGUAUCGACCUGUUACGAUUCACGAAUUGAUUGCGCUUGUGCAGUCGCUUGAGGACUUUGUCGACGACCUAGAGUCAGUGCGGCAGAUUGUCAGCCUUUGUGGAUCGUUCCUUACUCUUCGAGAAGACACAGUCUACUUUGUGCAUCAGUCCGCAAAAGACUUUCUCUUUGCAAAGGCGUUUAAUGAGGUCUUUCCAGAUGGAACUGAGGACGUCCAUUGGGUGAUGUUUUCGAAGUCGCUGGCGAUUCUGUCUAGGACAUUGCACAGGGAUAUGUACAGCCUGAAAGCUCUAGGAUCUCCUGUCGAGAAUGUUCAACCGCCUGAUACAGACCCAUUAGCAGAGUCACGCUACCCGUGCGUCUACUGGAUUGAUCAUCUGCACGACUCGAAACCUAAGUCUUCGUCAAACAGUGUUGGCGACCUGCAGGUUAUAGGCGUAGUCGAUGAAUUUCUAAGAAAGAAGUAUCUCUACUGGCUAGAAGGGCUCAGUCUGUUCAAGAGCUUAGGGAGAGGUGUAGUCUCAAUGGCAAAAUUGUGGUCACUAGUGCAGGACCAAGAUCAACUCACUCGGCUUGUUUAUGAUGCACGGCGAUUCGUUAUGUAUCAUAAACGGGCUAUCGAGAGUUAUCCUCUUCAAACAUAUGCAUCUGCGCUGUUGUUCAGUCCGACAGGUAGUCUGAUUAAGCGGCUGUUUCAGCACGAAGAGCCGAAAGGAAUCACGAUUAGACCAGCUAUGAGUGACGGCUGGAGCGCGUGCCUGCAGACGCUCGAGGGCCAUAGCAGUUUUGUCAACUCAGUGGCCUUCUCGCACGACUCGGCCCGGCUGGCGUCGGCGUCGGACGACUGCACCGUCAAGAUCUGGGAUGUGAGCAGCGGCGCGUGCCUGCAGACGCUCGAGGGCCAUAGCAACAUCGUCAGCUCAGUGGCCUUCUCGCACGACUCGGCCCAGCUGGCGUCGGCGUCGGGCGACUGCACCGUCAAGAUCUGGGAUGCGAGCGGCGGCGCGUGCCUGCAGACGCUCGAGGGCCAUAGCAGUUUCGUCAACUCAGUGGCCUUCUCGCACGACUCGGCCCAGCUGGCGUCGGCGUCGGGCGACUGGACCGUCAAGAUCUGGGAUGCGAGCAGCGGCGCGUGCCUGCAGACGCUCGAGGGCCAUAGCAACAUCGUCAACUCAGCUCUUUCCACAUUAUCUUUUGACUCUACUGGCUCUUGUCUCUAUACUAAUAUAGGUACUAUCGUUAUCCAGAGCUCAGAACUCUCCAGUACAAGAGAUAUGGCAGAACCUGAGCGCCCCCUGUAUCCUGGCAGAAACCUCAGCUCAGACUACACAUGGAUUCAGCAUGCUGGCAACAACAUGCUGUGGGUCCCAUCAGAGUAUCGACCGUUUUGCUUGUCUGUGUGCGGGACUAGAGUAGGUAUAGGUGUUGGGUCUGGAAGAGUAUGGACUUGCAGUAUUGACCUUUAA